GAGUGGCCCGCAUUCAGUCUUCGAUAAACGGUCGAAGCGUAUGGACGUUUUUCCUCAAUCAGUUUCACAGUUCAUAAUCGUUUAGUUAGAGUUAAAAUAUUAGCAGCAAUAGUCAACAUUUUUUUAACACAAAAAAUUUUAUUUUAACCAACUAACAGUUCGCUGAAGAUCUUAACUAAUUCGAGCAAGAUCCACCUUAAACCGUAUCUGAGAGACUGUGUGUCACCGACACUACAAGAGAGCAGCGCACUCCACUGGAGAAGAGUGACAAAAUAAUUGAGGAGCGAAUUAAACGUCGGCAAAACUGCAAGCAGCUUGCGAAUUCGCCGGUUCCCAAAACGGUGGAAUUGAAGAGCAGAGUAAAUCCUAUACGUGCCUACGUCCAUUGUGUUGAUGGAAGUCGUCGUAGCUAAUGGAGGGCAGCGACAUGUGUGAUAAAAAUGAUAAAAAAGUGUAGCUUGAAGCGGCAAUUGGUGUAACAAAAAGUAGUAACUUUCCGUGUUUUUUUUUGCGUAGUGUCUUAGCAUGUUUGGGCAAAAGUUCCUAUCGUUCUGUUGUUUUGUGAAAUACGAUGCUCAAGUUUAACCACAACGGUGUGGGAGCAUAACGGGAGCUGUAGUGGCGAUGGACAGUUUUCUUUUGUUGUAUGUCCAAAAGUGGUUUUGUGGUAACUAGUCAACUCUCGAACAAUAGCCGAUUUUUCGGACAAUUUGUUGGAUUAAUAUUCGCUGAAAAGUAAAGCCUCAAGUGCGCUUCUCCAAGGAAAAGAACUGCCGUCGGGACUUUUUAUAUUCGUCGUGAUUUGUGUUCGGUAAAAGUGUAAUCAUUUCGGUUAAAUCCUUCUGGGACACAAGAGAAGAACUGAUCGUGCAUUUUACCUUCGCAUUUGAGAAAAAUAUUAGAAAGUUAACGGCACCAGCAGAUUACGUUUUAACCAGUUCCAGUUCCUGGUGUAUUCGGUGCGCUCAAACUUUGGGGUUCGAGUGAAAAUUUCACCCGUCCACCCGUCCGAUACCGGUUCGUGAAUGCCAGCCCUCGCCGAGAUGCUGGUAUCGCAAAGUCCGCCGAUCUACAGUCACUCGCUAGCCGACUACAUCGCGAGCCAAACCGACAGCGGGUCACCAUUCAGUCGAUACGGUUCCGCCGUCAUCCCCCAAACCCGUAGCUACUGCCGACCAGCAUCACUGCAGCUCACGCCACCGCCUUUGCGCCGUCAGCCGACACCAUUCAGUCCACUAAGUACCAAAAUGCCGGCCUCACCCAAACGAUCCUGUCUGGUAGUCCGGGUGGAAGACCUCACACCGGAGGAGGAACGCACCAUCGACCUGCACAGCCCAACCGACAUCCACGAUAAAAUUCGAAACAAGAAAAAGGUUGUCUUUGCCGAUGACCAGGGCGGUCAGUUGACACAGGUACGCGUGAUGAAGGAACCUUCCUACAUGCCUCCGGUGUGGAGUCUGCAAUUUCUGGCCCACGUAACCCAGGGCAUGAUCAGCCCGGUCCCACAGGAACAGUGGGUCGUGGAUUUCCGACAGCCAGCCAGUGCCUAUCUGGAGUUCCGUCAAAAAGUUGAGGAUCACAAUGUCUCGCUGGAAAACGUGAUCAUCAAAGAGACGGAGCAUCUGAUUGUCGGCACGGUGAAGGUGAAAAACGUUAGCUACAACAAAGAAGUUGUCGUCAGAUCGUCCUGCGAUGGGUGGAAAACGCAUGAGGACACCUACUGCACAUAUACCGUGGUUGGAACCGGCAUUGCAUCAGCCUACAUGGUACACGAUACGUUCUCCUUCAAAAUCACUCUUCCUCCUAAGUCCAGGCGGAUUGAGUUCUGUGUCUGCUACCGAUGCGACAUCGGCGAGUUCUGGGACAAUAACAAUGGUCACAACUACUCUCUGACCAACCGGGUAAUGCCACGCCAGGAGUCCAGCAUCUUCUUCCCGACGCACAAUGCCUUCAGGGAUCGAGUGAACAAUGGCGGCAACAUCAACAGUACCUCUCACACCAGCAGUACAAACAACAGCACUAACGGUUUCAGUUCCAACACCACUAGCAUAGACUCGACCACGUCGUACGUGGAUCCGACGGUCGAACUGGACACGUGGCGCCAUAUGACCGCAGAGAACCAUAGUGGACCCUAUUGUUUACCUGGUAUCCUGAAGAAGACCCAGCAAUCGGAACUAGCUCCAGCUCAAACUAUCACAGCAAAACAGCAACCUUCGGAUAACCCAAUCGGAAACCUUACGGAGACACCGAAGCCGGAGGUCACUCCUCCGCAGAGCGACUCGGUGGACGGUUCGUUCGAUCCGGACCUAUCGCCUUUGCCCCGCACCACUGGCGGCACCCCGUCAAAGGUUCCGAUCGUAUCGCCGAAACGUGCUAACACCAACCUAACACUGAACGCUAUCAACGGAAGCAUGCGUCGUCACAGUACUAUUCAUCUGAGCUCCUGUGGGGACGAGUUUACCCGUUCCCUGCAGAAGCCGGUGCGAAGCUGCAGCACUCCGCGGGACACCGGUCGACAAUACUUUAUCCGGGAACGUUCCGACGGUGACGAUUUGCUGUCGAAUUUGCUUAGCCUGCGAGAAAUGCUGCUCGGUCAGAAUGUGCAUGGUUGAAGAUGGACCUUUGGACAGAUUUUUUUUUCUCUAACUCUCAUUAAUUGUGAAUACUGAAAAUUAUACACUUACACAUACAAACACGCACGCACACUUUCGUGGGAAGCAAGCCGUAAUAUACAGUUUGUUCGUACUAUUCUCUGUGUCCGAUGAGGGUUGAAGAAUGUUUGUUUUUCGAUACUUUUUUAAAGCAGUUUUAGAACCAUACCUAUUUAACGCUUUGUGUUGAAGUACAUUAGCCUAACCUAUUUAUGUCAGGUAAAAGAGCGACGAAGGAACGCCUACUCUGCUACAGUAGUGAGCAAACGGGAGACGGAAGAUGUUAGGGAAUUUCGAUUGAAAAGUACGAUUGUAUUGUCAAUGAAGCAUGGCCUACUAGUAGUCAGUCAGCAGCAAGCGGGUCCUAGCCAGGAGCACCGGUUGUACUAUUUAUUAUUUAUUGUUCGUUUUAACCACAGAUUUUUUUAUCUCGGUCAGCACCGUGUGAUAGACUCGUGCCGCGCGCACUAGUAUGCCAUGACAGGAAAGAAAACGGAGUUAACCUUCCAAUGAAUAGUCAGAAAAAGGGUUUUUUUAAAUGGAAAAGAAUGAAACUAGUAAGAUUUAAAGCAAACAUACAGGAAACAAUUGUAUAUGAAAAAUUAGGUCACACACAAAUACACGCACACCUGUACUGCACAGCGAACAAUAAAAACAAAUCACAAACCCUAGUAACGAAUGAAAAAUGAUAGAAACCAAAAGACUGAUUGUGUCCACAAAUUAAAUUAAUUUGCAUGCGAAGGCGAGCGAGAGAGACUACGAUUUCAGUAGCAGAAAACAAAAGUCAGACGGAAUGGAUCAGGAAACUAAUAAACGGACGUUUAGAACAACAUCAGGAAGUCUCCCUUAUUAUUUGUAUAUUCAUAAGAAAUUAACAAACAAAAAACUACUAGCACUAAACUGUCUAAAUGGAUGUAAGCAAUCAUUUAGCUCUGUAAAAGUACCUUUUAUUUGUUGUUAGUUAUCACACAUAAGUUUGCUCAGCGAAGGUUUAUAUGCUAAUAAAAACUUCAAAGAGAAAGUAUAAAUUGACUGAUAAAAUACCACUGAGAUUGGCAGACAAUUUGUAAAACGCAUGUCGAAAAUGGUGAUCGAAUCGUGAUCGUGAUAUACUACAUUAGAAUAGCCAGACGUCGAACAGCAGAGCCAUCUAAUAAACGGAUCAAUAUGAAACCCCUCUGUGGCGUCUUCGUUUUGCAUCGAUCAGGGUAAUCAAAUGGAUCUUUAUUCCAGACACCGCCACGCAAUUGUUAAGUUUUCAGGUACCUCGAGUGCAAUGCGUUUAGCUGAAUUGUCGUGGGUUCGGUUAUUGUUGUACAUAGUAGAAUUAAGAAAUCACAUCACUUGAAUAGUUAAUAAUGUGUAAUAAUCAAUGAUCUGCCGGCGAUCUUUUGGAAACGCAAUAAUUGAAGAGAAAAAAAUCCGUUCUCACUCUGCUGUGCACUAGACGGACCUACCGCAAAGCGUUUGGCGGAGUGAACGACCUGUUUUUUACAGUUAGGAGUAAUGUUAACAUGUGUUUAUUAUUAUUUAGUGGUUAGUUGACUUAGCUUUUAUUACAAAAAUAAAACAGAGAACAAAAAUAAAUUUGCUAUUUCAUA
Molecule: messenger RNA, 4252 nt
Organism: Wyeomyia smithii (pitcher-plant mosquito)
Lineage: Eukaryota; Metazoa; Arthropoda; Insecta; Diptera; Culicidae
Gene: Gbs-70E
Product: protein phosphatase 1 regulatory subunit 3C-B
Exons: 5
Coding region: 1026-2612 (528 amino acids)
Biological process (GO): regulation of glycogen biosynthetic process
Cellular component (GO): protein phosphatase type 1 complex
Molecular function (GO): protein phosphatase 1 binding; glycogen binding
Source: RefSeq, a predicted model, not a curated record